Aureobasidium namibiae CBS 147.97 is the source of this 669-nucleotide messenger RNA. RefSeq lists its product as uncharacterized. NCBI's taxonomy places the organism in Eukaryota, Fungi, Ascomycota, Dothideomycetes, Dothideales, Saccotheciaceae. The transcript has a single exon. The record is from RefSeq and is a predicted model, not a curated record. The coding region runs from base 1 to 669 and encodes 222 amino acids.
AUGCUCUCAGCUCUGUGGAAUUUCGGCAAUUCUACUGCGCGGUCGUCCACGGCAUUUCUGCGAGGUCGAUGGUUCCAUGCGUGUAACGUAAAUCACACACCCUCACACAAGGAUCCUGUAAAGCGCAGAGAGUUACUAGAUCGACAGAACGCUGCUAAGAGACUCAAACGCCUCGAGGAUCCUACCAAGUACCGGAAUCAGAGACGAGAUUAUCACAAUACCCAUUACUAUGGCAGUCCUGAGAACAAACAAAAGUAUACUGAGAGGAACAAACGACCAGAUGUGAGGCAACAAAUCAAGGAAUUCAGACAAACCCCAGCAAUCAUCAAAUCGGAACCACUGCGCAAAUUCAUUCUGAGACGGCCCCAUAUCUGGCGACAUCUAGAAUGGAAAACACAUACGCCUGUUCUUUACGAUACCAAGACCAAGCAUGAGUGCGCUAGCUGCCAUACCAAACCUUUUCAAGGCUUCGCAUUGUGGUGGAAGCGCCACGACGAUCUAGAUCACAAUCCAAAUAUCUACGACUGCCACGCCUGCUUUGUAGCAGACUGGAGUCGUGCAUUGCCCAUUGGAUACGAGGAUUUUGUCUUUGGUCAGGGCAAGACAUUUCGUCUUCGCGACAGGGCUGAAUCCGCUACAACAGCUACAGACUCCAAGGAAAAGGGAUAG